Molecule: messenger RNA, 836 nt
Organism: Carassius carassius (crucian carp)
Lineage: Eukaryota; Metazoa; Chordata; Actinopteri; Cypriniformes; Cyprinidae
Gene: apoc2
Product: apolipoprotein C-II
Exons: 3
Coding region: 87-389 (100 amino acids)
Biological process (GO): lipid metabolic process; lipid transport
Cellular component (GO): chylomicron
Molecular function (GO): enzyme activator activity
Source: RefSeq, a predicted model, not a curated record
AACAAUAAUGCCCUCUUUAUAUUCUCACACAUGUGCUGCUGUCAUCUGACCAGUGCUUUGCUAAACCCCUCAGCAAUACUGUCAUUAUGAACAAGCUACUGGUUAUCACAGCUGUCAUUGCUUUCCUUGCUCUGGGAGCGGAGGGCUUCCGUGUGCCCAGGGAAGCUGAGGAGGAGAAAGGAACCAUUGCCACUGUGGUGGACACACUUAAGUCCUACUAUGACCAGAGUGUUGACACUGCCAGCGGUUAUGUUGAGACCAUCAAGGGCUACAAGCUGAACGAGAAAGCCAAGAACCUGUAUGAAGACACAGUUCGUGCUGUCAGCACCUAUGCCGGCAUCUCCUACGACCAGCUUUACCACAUGUUUUACUCUCAGGAAAGCUCUUAAAUCACAUAGUUUCACACAUUGACAGAACUCCAUCUCUUUCUGGUCUUGAGUCUAUCACCACCCUGGAACUACAACCACAUGAACCCCAGAAGAAGACGGCACUGAGGUGAAAGCAUGACUGUUGGCUCCAAUGGCCUGUUACCAAAAAUACUGCACAAGCACACAACAUCCUGACAAACAUCAGUGGAUAAAUAUCAUAUGAAGUUUUGGGGUAAAAUCAAAUAUUAUGCUCAACCACAAUCUGUUUUGGAUGAAGAUCAGAGACCCUUUGCUGCUGACUGUUACCCGGCACCCUCUAUUGUACGUCAAGGUUAAAACAGACUCAUCUACUUUUUCAUUGUAGUUUAUCUGUACAGAUUAAAUAAAUCUUUGUAUUAUAUCAACUUUUAGUGGUUCAAUGUCCAUGAGCAUUAGCAAAUUGCAAUAAAACACCACAUUUAUAUAAAA